AUGACAAAAACAAUACUGGAAAUUUUAGAAUUGCGUGGAAAUGGGGGAAAUGAAGAACAAUCAACAACUCAAUCGAAGAUUACCUUGAAUUCAUAUUUGAUACCAGCGGGUUUCAACAAUGGCUUAUCAAAACACAAUAGUAGCAAAAUUGAUAGUGAUUCAAGUAGUGCUAGCAAUGAUCAACAAGAAAAUAAAAGCCAAGUUAAAUUUUGCAUGCGUUUGAUCUACAGAAUUUUUGAAGAGAAACCUUUACAAUAUGACAUACGUUAUUUAAGUCAAUUAACCCAAGCUUAUUGUGAGAAUAAGGGAAAUUCAGUAUUUAUUAGGGACUUUUUAUUUGACAAGUUUCAUUCGUUUUUGAAGGAUUUUACAGAUAAAUUGAAAAAAGAUGCUUUCAUUAGUUCUUUAGACUCGAAUGAUGAAAAUACCAAACUCAAAUACAAUGAGGAAGAGGUCAUAAAAGCUUGUGAAAUUGCUCUUGAAUAUUGGAAUCGAUAUGAAAAAAUUUUAACAAAACUUCAGAUUUUAUUUAAAGUUUCAACGAAGUUUGAAAAAAAAAUUAAGGGUUCUCCAUAUGAAAUGGGAAUAAACUACUUUAAUAAAUUUUGUUUUGAGGUAAAAGAACGAUAUCAACUUUUGGGUAAUGAUCAUGAGGAAAGUGACGACAUAUCAUACUUUUGGGAACUUGAUUUCAUGGAUCGACUUUUUGUGUUAAUGUCCGAAAUUUACUUGAAGGAUAAAUAUUUUGAAAAGUCCAACAUACAAACUGAUAUAUUUCUGUUAUAUGAAAAAUUUCUUACAUUCAUCAAGAAGAGGCAUAGAUAUUCGGUAGAUUUUAUGAGUUCUUUCGAAAUCGCAAGGCACGCUAUUAUUAAGUAUCUUAAAAACGGUAAGUAUGAAAAUUUGAACGGACGUUGUGAUUUCAAAGGUCCAACUAAAACCAAAACGAUAUUAAAUGUUAUUGACGAGGAAGUCAAAUUUGCCAAAAAAUUUCAUGAGGAUAAUAUAGACGCUCGAGAGUAUGAUAUCUUUAUGUCGACACCAUUUCUUUCUCAUAAUUUUGAAAAUAAUAAACAAAUGGCAAUGGAUGUUUGUGAUUUGACAAGAUCCUUGGUUGAUCUUCAAAAAGUGUUUGAAUAUCUUGAAAACUAUGAUGAUGACUCUGAUGAUGUUGAAGCAGUAAAAAAAUUUGGUCCUAUUAGAGAUAUCGCUGUUCAGAAAUUACAAAAGCAUUUUGAAAGUCAAAUCGAAACAAUAAUAAUUGAACACUUAAACUCAAAGGAUAAUCCAAUACCAGAUCCCAGCCUUUUAAUCCCUUUGGUACAGCAAAUUAAGUCUUCAUUCGUGCAAAUUCACAAUGCUAAUUCUGCUAUGGUAAAUCCUUAUUCUACUAGAAAAGAAAACACAAUUGAUGGGCAAAACAUACUACAAUCAGUAAUCAAUAAAGUCGGAGAUCAAAAUACUAUCACCAAGCAACUAGCCAAACUUGUUGACAUGUAUUUUAAAUGUAAGUUACAACAAGAUUGCCAUGUAAGCAUUAUACAGGAAGUUCUCGGAAUCAUUGUAAACGGGCUUUCAGAAGAUACUGAAGUUGAUUUUGUUUCAUUAUAUCAGAAAGAUUUAUUUAAAAGAUUAUUGUUAAAUAAGCAAGUCAAUCUAAUAGAAGAGUUGGAAAUUGCAGAAUAUAUCAAUUCCAUUAUUCGUCAUAAGAAUUCAAGUAUCAUUGAAUUGAUCAAAGAUGUAUCGAGAAAUAAGAUUACAACGAUCAACCUCGGCGCUGUUGGAAAAUCAAUUGAGUUUAAAUCGUUAAUAUUAGACUCAAGCGUUUGGGCAAAUAUGCUUCCUGAUGAAAGCUUCAAAUCGGUUAUUCUCCCGUCUGAAUUUCAAAAUGUAUUAAAUUUUAAUAGAUCUCCAAAAGGUAAUGGGUUACUGGAUUGGACUCAUUAUAAACUUCAUAGAUUAACAAUAUUGGGUCAAUUUUCAGAUAAUAGAGAAAUACCAAUCAAUUGUAAUAUGUUGCAAGCAAUUAUUAUUCUUUCAUUUAAUGACAAUGACAAAAUGUCAUUUGAUCAACUUCAGGAGAAAACUAAAUUGGAAUCAAAUUUAUUAAAAAGUAUCUUGAAUACGUUUUCAACUAGUGCAAAUAGAAUUUUACUUUAUAAAAAAGAUCAAAUUACAUAUAAUCGGAAAUUUAAAAGUAAAUCUGAUGUGGUAAAUUUGCCCAUGAUUAAAGAUAAUAUUAAAGCGGUAGAUGGAUCUUCGAGGGAAACCUCUAUUGCUACAGAGGUAGUUGGUAACGAUAACGAAAACUAA
Messenger RNA from Lodderomyces pseudojiufengensis, 2313 nucleotides. RefSeq lists its product as uncharacterized. The transcript has a single exon. Bases 1 to 2313 code for a protein of 770 amino acids. Lineage: Eukaryota; Fungi; Ascomycota; Pichiomycetes; Serinales; Debaryomycetaceae. The record is from RefSeq and is a predicted model, not a curated record.